Molecule: messenger RNA, 1062 nt
Organism: Nezara viridula (southern green stink bug)
Lineage: Eukaryota; Metazoa; Arthropoda; Insecta; Hemiptera; Pentatomidae
Source: the annotation of a GenBank genome assembly
AUGGGAGAGGAGGAAGGAAAAGAAGAGAAGAGGCCCCAGGCGACAGUAGAGGGCAACCUGGAGGAGGUACCUACUGACAAUCUCCUACAGGAAGAAGAAAGCCUGUCAAGGAAGUGCCCUACGUGCAUUGAAAGUGCCCCACCCCUAAGUGCUAUUGAAAAGGCGGAGAUUAUUCAGGACUUGCUAAGAGACUACCUGUCAAGGAAGAAGGUGACUAAAGAGAUACAGUAUUAUUUUAAUUCCAAAUUUAGGGCAAUAACCAACAUAAUAGUUGGAAUGGAGGCAGUAGCCCUAUUCGUAGAAAAUAAUAGAACUGAUGUGCGGACAACUCCAGUGCGGACAACACCAGUGCGGAUAACACCAGUGCGGACAAGCCGUGACGUCUUUACCAACGAAGGCACACCGUUGGUAGAAAGGAGGACAACCGGAGACAUAGGUGCGACCCCAGUGAGCAUGGGGAGGAAGAUAGAAGUCCCGACCGACAGGGGUAGAACCGUGGAGGAGCCCAUGAGGGACGAAGAAACCCAGUGGAGCGUGGUGGGAAAAAGGCGUCGAAGGAAGAAAGAAGGGAAUAAAACCACAGAGAAGAAGCUCACAUUUGCCAGCGUCCUGGCCAGCGUGCCCGUCUCACAGAAGAAUGACAGCACGAACACCUUCAUCACGCUCAAGGGAGUGACGGAGGGGUGGACGAUGGCUGACAUCCACAAGCAGCUGCCAACCGAGGAGGAGCUGCAGGAGAUUGGUGUCAGCGCCAAAGUUGUUAGACCACUGAGCGAUGGAAAAGUGGUCCUAGUCAGGACGGAGGGGUUGGUGCAGGCCAACAAAAUCUUGGAGUGGGAUCGCCUCAAGGAGCAAGGACUGGAGGCGAGGCUGACCACAUCGCGACCCCCCCCCCCCGACUGGAGGUCAAGGGAGUACCCAGGCACUGGGUACCCAUGCUGCCGGAACUGCAAGGCGCAAGAUAGGAAGGGGAGAAAUUCCCAGCACUGUGCGGGCAGCAGGGAAUGCCCGAUAUACCUGGAGAUAAUAGUCAGGCAGGCCAAACUGACCAGAUAUGGAUAA